This is a messenger RNA of Bursaphelenchus xylophilus (pine wood nematode), 2827 nucleotides long. The record is from the annotation of a GenBank genome assembly. Lineage: Eukaryota; Metazoa; Nematoda; Chromadorea; Rhabditida; Aphelenchoididae.
AUGAACUUAUCUGACGAGCAAUGCAAAUUGUUGAUUGCGAACAAAGAAUAUGACAGAAUUUUUGAAUUUAUGGACACACAGCCGGAGCCCGGUUACGACAUUCAAAGUGAGUGAUAAAAAAUUUGUCAAAAAAUGAUAAAUCAAACAAACUAAAUUAACCAAAAAUGCGCUUGAACAAAAUUAAAAAAUUCUAGUCUUUUUUUGGCAUAGCAGUCAAAAAAAAAAAAAAAAAACAAAAAUCUGAAAAAAUAGUUUGAAAGGACCCUCGCUGACCUUUUCCGGCCCCCGGACUGGGCCAGCGGAGGUAUCGGCCGUAUUUUAAAAUAACUCCCUAUUUUAGUGAUUCACAAAACCGUCCUCCUGACCAUUUGCUCGAUCAGUUGUUUCCUCAACGCAGUUUUAUUUUACCUCAUUUUGACGCAGUCGCGGAGUCUAAAGAGUAUUAAACAAGUCAUUAUGUUCAGUUGUGUCUACGAUUUUAUAUUUUCGGCUUACAGUAUGCAAAUUGGAUCGGUAAGAACUAUUUAAUUUUUUUAUUUAAUUUUUUUUUGGUUUUUUUUGUUGAUUUUUUUAAUUUUUUUAAUUAAGUUUUUUAUUUUUCUUUUUUUUUUAAAUUUUGACUUAAAAAAUUUCAUUUUUAUUUUUUUUUAUUUAAUUUUUUUAUAUUUAAUUAAACUUCUCUUUGAUUUUUUUGUUUUAAAAGUUUUUUUUUAUUAAAUUUUUUUAUUUGUUUUUAUUUAUAUUUAAUUUUUUUAAAAUUUUUGUUGAUUUUCUAAAAUUAAUAAAAUGUUUUUUAGCUGCCGGGCUCUGUGGCUGGAGUACUCUUUGCCUAUGAUAAUCAGCUAAUUCGCUUCUCGAAUUACCAUGUCAUGGCCGUUCUCAAGACCAUAAAUGGCAUGUUCGUGGUGGGCACAUGGAUGAUAAUCCCGAUCCAAUUUCUGUGGCGCUACCAUAUUUUUAGAUAGUAAGUUAACGGUUGUCAAAAGCCUAAAACGCUUCUUUUAAACAGGAAAUGGAGCACAAACAGUAGUCGUAGUCUUAACGUAGUCCAAACAUAGAGUUCUUAUCAUUCUGUCGGGAAAAUAAUGAGCACUCUCGCCGCGCCAAUUCAAAAAAUUAGUCCAAAAGCAUUCAACUUUACGGCAAAAUUCUCUUCCCUCCCAAUUUUGGGGCUUUUGUCGUCGGAAUCUCAAGUGGCGUACGCGUUUUUGACUUUUUUGAUCUGCAUGAAAAUCUCAGAAUUGUAUUUUAGAUGGUAUUUUAGCCAAAAGUCAACUUCAAAUCAUGAUUUUUUUUAAUCGUAGCGUGUAAUAAAUAAAACUGUUCAAAAUUUUUAGCGGGCAAGCGCCUCGAGGCAGAUACCUUUACUUCACUCUGAUUCCCGCCCUACUUAUCUACGUCACCGGGACCACAAUAAUGUUCACAACCUGGGGGUAUGCCACGGACGAGGAGCGGGUUUUACUGCGGAAAAUUGUGAUUUACAACGGAUUCAAGGACGUCCAGUUGUCGGAAGUAACGGGAACUUAUUCAGUAAGCCUGCAUUUUCUAUACAAUCAAAAAAAAAUAAUAAAAAAUAAAUUUUUUUUUCGUUUUUGCAAAAUUUUUGUUUUAGUCCCGUAUGAACUACAAAGCAUACGACUACAUGGUUAAAGGCAUUCAGACAAUCAGUUACUCGAUAAGUAUUUUGGUGGACUGGCUAAUGUCAAAACAUUGGAAGUUGCGGAAUAUAAAUGCCAAUUACCGCACGGCCAAGACGUUUAAUGGUGUGAAGAAAGCGUUGAGAAUCAUGGUAAGCCAGCCAGUCUGCGGUUGGGGCUACUUUUUGAGAUUUUACUAAAAAAUUGGCUCAAUGAUGAUGCCACUAAUACAGAAAAAUUAGAGAUCGUGUUUUUGGAGAGACCACACAGAAUUAGCGUAAAUUCCCCAGCCAAAAAGGAAAGGGUCGAACAGAGGUAAGCCGGCCCUUCCAUUCUAUCUUCGGAUUAAUUUCCCAAGUUAAAGGUUAGCUUGAGAUUCCAGCUCCUGAAAAGUGUGGCUGAACAAGAAAAUUUUGGAAAGUUUGACUAAAAAGUCGAACAAAUAUUGAUUCAAAUGUAUUUUAAUUCAUGAUGUACCAUCUAAAAUACGGUUCUGAUUUCUCUAUUCAAAUCAAAAAAGUCAAAAAUGCGUACGCCACUUGAGAUUCCAAGGACGUCUCCGAUCCAAGUACUAAUCAAGCGCACCGUUGCUUAACUUGCCAGAUCGGACGGGAUGGCGUGCUUUCAACGGGCUAUGGGCGUACACACUCCCUUCCCUUUCCACUUUUGAUUCCUUUCCCUGCAAUUCCACCCAGCCCACGGCCGGGGCCACUUUUUCGAGAUUUUCUUGAAAAUUUCAGUCAAUAAUGACUUAAACUCCAAAUGAUGGAUAGAAAACCAGUUUUUAGCCAGAAAGAUGUAAUUUCCUAUGAUAUUUUUGUUGGUAUACGAAUUCCAUUUUUUUUGUCAAAAAAUUGCUGAAAUAGAGAAAAAUAUUUUUUUCAAAAAAGCUGCAUUGAAAUCCAAUAAAAAUAACCCAAAUUCACUAAAUUUCAAUUUUCCAUAUUUUUCAGGCAGUUGGCCCUUUAGUUACCGCCGUCCUGCCCACUUACUUGAUCCGAAUGUUCGGUUCGGCCUGCUCUUUUCAUCCCUGGGCAAUUGUAUUCUCCUCAUGGCUGAUUGUGGCUCAAAGCCUGGUCAAUGCCGUCACCACGAUCUACUUCAUCCAACCGUAUCGGAGAUUCUUCUUUAAGGGGACGAAAACAUCGACGAAUAUCGUCGAGAUCUCCGGACGCACUUGGACCAAAUAA